GGUCAGGCCACCUCUCUUUUCAUUUCUCUUUUUUCUCUCUCUCUCUCAUUCUUGUUUUCCCAUUUCAUCUUUGAUGUUUCCUCUCUUCUUCUUUUCUUCAUUCAGUUCUUGUUAAGAGGUGGUAACCUUAGAUCUGUUGCUUCAUCUGGUGCAGUUUUGCAGGUCUGCUUAGCUGUAGUUUGAGGCCCUGCUUGCACUACUACAAUCUCAAAUUCUUUUGGAGAUUGUGAAUUGAGUAUAGACCUAAUGCAAGGGCAACGGAGUACCAUCGGUUCCCUGCCAGAAACUUUGAGUUUCAAUCAUGGUUCAACAUCGAGUGAUGGCAGUAUAGAUCAACAGAUUUGUUGGAAUAAUUUGCGGAAUCCUGCACAAAGUCGGCUACCAGAUUAUAUGGUACCUUCUAAUGAGACAAACAUACAAUUUCUUAGUCCUGUAAACCAAGAAAGACAGAAUAUAAUUAGCUGGAAUUUAGGAGAAUCCAGCUCCUCCGGUACACAAAAUAAUGUUAGUCGGAGCGAACGUAAAACAGAUCAUGGAUGGUCAUCUGCAAUUAGUGCCGGUCCUGGGCCUUCUCACCUCUCUGCUGAACAGCAAUAUGUGUCUACCAACAUUCUUUCAUUGAGUGAUGUUGAAGUAAAUUUGAACAACCAGAUAGCUAACCACACUUUGUUUUCUCAAGGCUCUACUUCUAGCACUGUUCCUCAUGAUCUAAAUAGAAGUUCUGGACUUGAGGGGAAUGAUGACGAUGAAGAUGAAGAUGAUGAUGAUGACUGCCAAGUGAUGGAGUGCACCCCAGCAUUCACAUCUAAUGCACCAGGAAAAGAACGGAUGUCAACCGUGAAUACUUCUUCCAACCCUUUUGCUGGGCCUUCUGCUACUAGUGGAUUUCUGAUGGAUGAAAUUGAUGGCAGGCCAGGCUGUUCAUUGGAUGGUCGAAGAAUGGCUUGUAAGAGAAAAGCACUUGAAGGACAUCUAGGGCAAUCUUCAGGAAGCGGAAGUUCAAAUUAUCUUCCAUGCGCAGAAAACAGCUUAUGGCGUUCACUACCUACUCCAAAUAAUAUGACUAUAGGUGCGAGUAUCCCUCCACCAACAGAAAGUAGCAGAAACAUCAAUUUGUCGGAGCAGGUGAAUCCAAGACUUGGGCUCACCGUGGGUGGAGCUACUACGGAAAGUCCUGUUGCAUUGCCUGCUUCAAGAAGUGCAGAAAGUUUCAGAAGAAAUUUCAGGCUGAGGAUCAAUGGCUCUCAUCAGCAAGCUUCUAUUCCUACUAAUCUGUUUCGUACUGCGGGUAAUGAUGGAAAUGUUAGCAUGCCAUCUGAACGGGAUUCAUCGAGGCUGCUUCGUAAUGAAUCCUUGGAUUUGAGGUCUGUGUCUGCUGCAGAUAAUGGAAUUCCUCGAGGCCAGCCUGUAGCGGUGCAGGUUCCGUCUCUGCGGCGAAGUGCACAGAGGUGGGAUUUAUCAUCAAGCUCAAGAGCUGGCAGUUCAUCAAGUUUUUCUGUUUUUGGGGAGAGAGAUUCUGCAGCAUAUGAAGAACCAAGCUCAAGAAGUGUUCCCAGGAACAUUUCACAGCAUCCAAUGUUCAUACCCGCUACUGACUUGAGAAAUUUGAACCAAAAUCCUGCCAACUGGAGUUUGACUGGAGGAAAUAUUGCUGUUGCUGGAAAUGUUGCAUCUACUUCUCGAGGUAGUCCCAGCUCAGGAGCUCCUUCCGCUUCCCCUAGUUGGGUGCAACACAGAAAUCCUUCUCAACAUCCCAGGAGACUCUCAGAAUAUGUUCGUAGAUCUUUGUUGUCUUCAGCUGGCAGUGAACCUGGAGGUCAGAAUGGUAACACCCCACCACCUUUGGGUUCUGCUGCCUCACAGGAGAUGGCACUUUCUGGUCGUCAUGGGCAUCGUCCGUCAAGUUCAAGGUCGGCCUUGAUGUUGGAGAGACAACUCGAUGGCGCUGUUGGAGUUCCAUAUUCUUGGAGGUCUUUGGCUGCUGCCAGUGAAGGAAGGAGCAGGCUUGUUUCCGAGAUUCGCAAUGUAUUGGAUCUUAUGCGCAGGGGAGAGGCCUUAAGAUUCGAGGAUGUUAUGAUCCUCGAUCAGUCGGUCUUCUUCGGAAUGGCGGAUAUUCAUGAUCGCCAUCGGGAUAUGCGGCUUGAUGUUGAUAACAUGUCAUAUGAGGAAUUACUUGCACUGGAGGAGCGCAUUGGGAACGUCUGCACUGGGCUUAGUGAAGAAACCAUUUUGAAUCGUCUGAAGCAACGCAAGUAUGUAUGCAUUAAAACAGAAGAACCCGUGGAUGCUGAGCCAUGCUGUGUUUGUCAGGAAGAAUAUAAGGAUGGUGAGGAUCUUGGGAAACUGGAUUGCGGCCAUGAUUUUCAUACCGGCUGCAUUAAACAGUGGCUCAUGCAGAAGAAUUUGUGCCCGAUUUGCAAAACAACAGGGCUGAAAACCUGAGGAAAGCGUUGAGCAGUUUUCUUGUGUCAAAAAGUUGGAUGUAUCGGUUGGGCUAUCUAAGGUUGGCACACUAAGUGGGUCUCCUCCUUUGGUCCAGGAUUUAUUUGAGAAAGAUCUGUGUAUUUUUCUCAAUAAUUUUAUUGUGAUCUCCGUUUGGAGGAGUUAUUUUAGAGCUAGAAACACUAGCAACGUUAGGGAUUCAUUAGGCAAGAGUUACAUUAUUUGGUUACUCCAUUUGGAGAUUUACAUUCAACCUUUCCAAUUUAUUGAUACCUUUAAAUAUACUUGGUUCAUUUUCUGCCU
This is a messenger RNA of Nicotiana tabacum (common tobacco), 2745 nucleotides long. Its product is annotated as putative E3 ubiquitin-protein ligase RHG1A. Gene Ontology annotation, molecular function: ubiquitin protein ligase activity. NCBI's taxonomy places the organism in Eukaryota, Viridiplantae, Streptophyta, Magnoliopsida, Solanales, Solanaceae. The record is from RefSeq and is a predicted model, not a curated record.